Molecule: messenger RNA, 9185 nt
Organism: Marmota flaviventris (yellow-bellied marmot)
Lineage: Eukaryota; Metazoa; Chordata; Mammalia; Rodentia; Sciuridae
Gene: Kif21b
Product: kinesin family member 21B
Biological process (GO): mitotic spindle organization; spindle elongation; microtubule-based movement
Cellular component (GO): microtubule associated complex
Molecular function (GO): ATP binding; microtubule binding; microtubule motor activity
Source: RefSeq, a predicted model, not a curated record
GUUCGCGCUGCGGCGGGAGGUGGUGGCCGGGGUGGGAGGUGUGUGAGCGCGUGUGUCGCGCGGUGGGGAGCAGUGGGUCGCGCUGCCGGCUGUCAGCUAGCUACGCGCCGCCGCCCGAUGGCUCCAAGAGGUGUGCUGGAUCGACCCCGGGGGGCCGGCAGUGGGUAAGCCCCUCUGCCUGUCUCCCGCGAGCAUGACACCUCCAGCCUCGGCGACAGCCUUCGCCAGCAGUGCCCGCGCUCCCGCCUCCGGCAGCCGCAGCCACUGCCUUGGGCAGUGGCCCCCGGACCCCCGCCCUUGAUCCACGCCCAGACCCUAGCGUCAGAAGACCAUGGCUGGCCAAGGGGACUGCUGCGUCAAGGUGGCGGUCAGGAUCCGGCCCCAGCUGUCAAAGGAGAAGAUUGAGGGCUGUCACAUCUGUACGUCUGUAACCCCGGGGGAACCCCAGGUCCUACUGGGGAAGGACAAGGCCUUCACCUAUGACUUUGUUUUUGACUUGGACACUUGGCAAGAACAGAUCUAUUCGACCUGUGUGAACAAGCUUAUCGAGGGCUGCUUUGAGGGCUACAAUGCCACAGUGCUGGCCUAUGGGCAGACGGGGGCCGGGAAGACGUACACUAUGGGCACUGGCUUCGACACGGUGACGUCAGAGGAGGAGCAGGGCAUCAUCCCAAGGGCCAUAGCUCACCUCUUCGGGGGCAUCGCUGAACGCAAGCGACGGGCUCAGGAGAAGGGUGUGGCUGGGCCUGAAUUCAAAGUCAGCGCUCAGUUCCUGGAGCUCUACAAUGAGGAGAUCCUUGACCUGUUUGAUAGCACUCGUGACCCUGACGCUCGCCACCGCAGGUCCAACAUCAAGAUCCACGAGGAUGCCAAUGGUGGCAUCUAUACCACAGGCGUCACGUCUCGCCUCAUCAACUCCCAGGAGGAGCUGAUCCAGUGCCUGAAGCAGGGCGCCUUGUCCCGUACCACGGCCAGCACCCAGAUGAAUGUACAGAGCUCGCGCUCCCAUGCCAUCUUCACCAUCCACCUGUGCCAGAUGCGUGUGUGUGCCCAGCCCGACCUGGUGAACGAGGCGGUGACAGGGCUUCCUGAGGGCACAGCUCCUACGAACGAAUACGAGACACUCACAGCCAAAUUUCACUUUGUGGACCUGGCUGGCUCCGAGAGGCUGAAGCGGACAGGGGCCACGGGUGAGCGGGCCAAGGAGGGCAUCUCCAUCAACUGUGGCCUGCUGGCCUUGGGCAAUGUGAUCAGCGCCCUGGGGGACCAGAGCAAGAAGGUGGUGCACGUGCCCUACAGGGACUCCAAGCUCACUCGGCUCCUCCAGGACUCUCUGGGGGGCAACAGCCAGACCAUCAUGAUUGCCUGCGUGAGCCCCUCAGAUCGGGACUUCAUGGAGACACUCAACACACUCAAAUACGCCAACCGGGCCCGCAACAUCAAGAACAAGGUGGUGGUGAACCAGGACAAGACGAGCCAGCAGAUCAGCGCACUGCGGGCUGAGAUCGCUCGCCUGCAGAUGGAGUUGAUGGAGUAUAAGGCGGGCAAGCGGGUGAUUGGGGAGGAUGGAGCCGAGGGCUACAGUGACCUGUUCCGGGAGAAUGCCAUGCUGCAGAAGGAGAACGGGGCACUGCGGCUGCGGGUGAAGGCCAUGCAGGAAGCCAUCGAUGCCAUCAACAGCCGUGUCACCCAUCUCAUGAGCCAGGAGGCCAACCUGCUUCUGGCCAAGGCUGGUGAUGGCAACGAGGCCAUCGGUGCUCUGAUCCAGAACUAUAUCCGGGAAAUUGAGGAGCUGCGGACAAAGCUCCUGGAGAGUGAGGCCAUGAAUGAGUCCCUCCGCCGCAGCCUGUCAAGGGCAUCGGCUCGGAGCCCCUAUUCCCUGGGAGCAUCCCCAGCCGGUCCGGCCUUUGGGGCCAGCCCAGCCAGCUCCAUGGAGGAUGCUUCUGAGGUGAUCCGCAGGGCCAAGCAGGACCUGGAGCGACUGAAGAAGAAGGAGGUCAGGCAGCGGAGGAAGAGUCCAGAGAAGGAAGCCUUCAAAAAGAGGGCAAAACUCCAACAGGAAAACAGUGAGGAGACAGACGAGAAUGAGGCUGAGGAGGAGGAGGAAGAUCGAGACGAGAGUGGCUGUGAGGAGGAGGAAGGGCGUGAGGAUGAAGACGAGGACUCGGGCAGCGAGGAGAGCCUGGUGGACUCAGACUCAGACCCCGAGGAGAAGGAGGUGAACUUCCAGGCGGACCUGGCCGACCUGACAUGUGAGAUCGAGAUCAAGCAGAAGCUGAUUGAUGAGCUGGAGAACAGCCAGCGGCGCCUGCAGACGCUCAAGCACCAGUACGAGGAGAAGCUGAUCCUGCUGCAGAACAAGAUCCGAGACACCCAGCUAGAGCGGGACCGUGUGCUACAGAACCUCAGCACCAUGGAGUGCUACACAGAGGAGAAGGCCAACAAGAUCAAGGCGGAUUAUGAGAAGAGACUGCGGGAGAUGAACCGAGACCUGCAGAAACUGCAGGCCGCGCAGAAGGAGCACGCCCGGCUGCUCAAGAACCAAUCGCGCUAUGAGAGGGAGCUGAAGAAGCUUCAGGCUGAGGUGGCCGAGAUGAAGAAGGCCAAGGUGGCCCUGAUGAAGCAGAUGCGGGAGGAGCAGCAGCGCCGCCGGCUGGUGGAGACCAAGAGGAACCGGGAGAUCGCUCAGCUCAAGAAGGAGCAGCGACGGCAGGAGUUUCAAAUCCGGGCCUUGGAAUCCCAGAAGCGGCAGCAGGAAAUGGUCCUGAGGAGGAAAACCCAGGAGGUUUCUGCAUUGAGGCGCCUGGCCAAGCCCAUGUCGGAGCGGGUGGCAGGGCGCGCAGGGCUGAAGCCACCCAUGCUGGACUCGGGGGCUGAGGUGUCAGCCAGCACCACCUCAUCUGAGGCCGAGUCGGGGGCCCGCUCUGUCUCCAGCAUUGUGCGCCAGUGGAACCGCAAGAUCAACCACUUCCUGGGUGACCAUCCUGCCAACACCGUCAAUGGUACCCGCCCGGCCAGAAAGAAGUUCCAGAAGAAGGGGGCCAGCCAGAGCUUCAGUAAGGCUGCAAGACUCAAGUGGCAGUCCCUGGAACGGAGGAUCAUUGAUAUUGUCAUGCAGAGAAUGACCAUUGUCAACCUGGAAGCUGACAUGGAGAGGCUCAUCAAGAAAAGGGAGGAGCUGUUCCUCCUGCAGGAGGCGCUGCGGAGGAAACGUGAGCGGCUGCAGGCCGAGAGCCCGGAGGAGGAGAAGGGGCUGCAGGAGUUGGCCGAGGAGAUUGAGGUGCUGGCGGCCAACAUCGACUACAUCAACGACAGCAUCACCGACUGCCAGGCCACCAUCAUGCAGCUGGAGGAGACCAAGGAGGAGCUGGACUCCACGGAUACCUCGGUGGUCAUCAGCUCCUGCUCCCUGGCCGAAGCCCGCCUCCUGCUGGACAACUUCCUCAAGGCGUCCAUUGACAAGGGGCUGCAAGUGGCACAGAAGGAGGCCCAGAUCCGGCUGCUGGAGGGACGGCUGAAGCAGACAGACAUGGCAGGCUCCUCCCAGAACCACCUGCUCCUGGAUGCCCUGCGUGAGAAGGCCGAGGCGCACCCCGAACUGCAGGCCCUCAUCUACAAUGUACAGCAGGAGAAUGGCUAUGCCAGCACAGACGAGGAAGUCUCAGAAUUCUCUGAGGGGAGCUUCUCCCAGUCAUUCACCAUGAAAGGCUCCACCAGCCAUGAUGAUUUCAAGUUCAAGGGGGAGCCCAAGCUGUCUGCCCAAAUGAAGGCUGUGUCAGCUGAGUGCCUGGGACCCCCACUGGACAUCUCCACCAAGAACAUCACCAAGUCCUUGGCCUCCCUUGUUGAGAUCAAAGAAGAUGGGGUGGGCUUCUCCAUCCGUGAUCCCUACUACCGAGACAAGGUCUCACGCACCGUCAGCCUGCCCACCCGGGGCAGUACUUUCCCCCGGCAGUCUCGAGGCACAGAGACGUCCCCUCUGUCCCGGAGGAAGUCCUAUGACCGGGGGCAGCCUAUCAGGUCCACAGAUGUGGGAUUCACGCCUCCAUCUUCCCCUCCCACCCGGCCCCGCAAUGACCGCAACGUCUUCUCUCGUCUCACCAGUAAUCAGAGCCAGGGGUCAGCACUGGACAAGUCUGAUGACAGCGACUCCUCUUUGUCGGAGGUCCUGAGGGGCAUCAUCACCCCCGUUGGAGGAGCUAAGGGUGCGCGGACAGCCCCGCUGCAGUGUGUGUCUGUGGCCGAGGGUCACACCAAGCCCAUCCUCUGCCUGGAUGCCACAGACGAGUUGCUUUUCACAGGGUCCAAAGACCGAAGCUGCAAGAUGUGGAACCUAGUAACGGGGCAGGAGAUCGCAGCUCUAAAGGGCCAUCCCAACAAUGUGGUCUCCAUCAAGUACUGCAGCCACUCGGGGCUGGUGUUCUCCGUGUCCACCUCCUACAUCAAGGUGUGGGACAUCCGGGACUCAGCCAAGUGCAUUCGGACUCUCACGUCCUCAGGCCAGGUGAUCUCAGGUGACGCCUGUGCUGCCACUUCAACCCGGGCCAUCACCAGUGCCCAGGGGGAGCACCAGAUCAACCAGAUGGCCCUCAGCCCCUCUGGCACCAUGCUGUAUGUGGCCGCAGGCAAUGCCGUCCGCAUCUGGGAGCUCAGCAGGUUCCAACCCAUUGGCAAGCUGACUGGACACAUUGGCCCCGUGAUGUGCCUGACGGUCACCCAGACUGCCAGCCAGCAUGACCUGGUGGUGACUGGCUCCAAGGACCACUACGUCAAGAUGUUCCAGCUCGGCGAGUGUGUGACAGGUACCAUUGGCCCCACUCAUAACUUUGAGCCCCCGCACUACGAUGGCAUCGAGUGCCUGGCCAUCCAGGGAGACAUCCUGUUCAGUGGCUCCCGUGACAACGGCAUCAAGAAGUGGGACCUGGAGCAGCAGGAGCUCAUUCAGCAAAUCCCCAAUGCCCACAAGGACUGGGUGUGUGCCCUGGCCUUCGUCCCAGGCCGCCCCAUGCUGCUGAGCGCCUGCCGCGCGGGCGUCAUCAAAGUCUGGAACGUGGACAACUUCACGCCCAUUGGUGAGAUCAAGGGCCACGACAGCCCCAUCAAUGCCAUCUGUACCAACACUAAGCACAUCUUUACAGCCUCCAGUGACCUGACGGUGAAGUUCUGGAGCAUACGGCGGUUACCAGCGGCCAACCCUAGGAGUUAGGUCAGGGCAUGCCUGGACCCUCAACCCCAGCAGCCUUCACUGCAUGGAAGGGAAGCUGUGGCCUGACCAGACUGGCUAGCCGGCACUGGGGACAGAGGGUGUGGCCCCUCUCCUGUUCCACUUCCUCUCCCUCGGCCAUAGGAUACUAUCACCUCCGUUCCUCCCCGACUCUUAGGAGCCUCCUGGUGAAAGAAGUUGGAGAGGAAAUCAAGCUGUGAAGCCAAAGGGCAUUACCCCUCUUCUCUCUCCCCUGGAAGUCCCCUGGGGUUCCCUCCAUCUGGCCACAUGGUCUCCUGCUGAGCUAGCCCUGCUGCAGGCCAUUGGUCCAGGGUGGGACCUGUAGGGGAGGGGAAGCAGCUUCUGCCCAUCAUGCCCCUCUGAUGAGCGCCCAGCUCAGCCUCUGUACCACUUCACCUGCCUCUGAGCCCAACCAGGUAGUCCUCAGGUAACCAUGGAAACCAGGUGUAGGCAGCUAGGCCUUGCAGCUGACCUUGAACCCUGUGGCCAACAACAUCUAGUCCCAGUGGGCCUGAACCAUUCCCUGGAGUCCCAUUCUGAUGGGGGCCAAGGUGGAGCUACUAGAAAGAUUCCUUUGAGGAGAUGGUCAGGAAUACUUCAUUUUUUUAAUUUAUUAUUUUUUUAUUUUUUGCUGUUGCCUCCUGGAAACCGACUUGAAGUUCCCUCCCACACAUUCUUUCCCUCAGCUUUAGGGACUUUGCUCCCCAGCACUCCAGGGCCACCUCCUCUGUUUGCUUUGCAAAGGAGAGAAAUGCCCUCUGCCACUCUUUGCAGCCCUGACCUAUCCCCAGCUCUGUCCCUGGGGAUGCUUCUAGUGCCCCCCUGGCCUCUGGGCCGCCUGAGCUUCAGUGCCUUCCUUCGCCCCGGGGCCUGGCCCUCGUGCUGGGCAGCCUUACGCCAACCAUGCCCGCUGCGCCACAUGUGUCUUCUACUCAAGGGGUCUCAUGUCCACCACCCCUGGAAGGCGGGGGAGCUCACCCCACACAGCCCAGGGCUGGGGAGCCCUGCUCCCCAGACUCCCACAUGGUCACAUAGGAAGCAGCUUGGUGGCCCUGUCCACUAGGAAGCUGCUUGGGUGGUGAGGACUGCCCAGCACCUUGCCCCUCCCUCCCAAUCAACCUAUCGUUUCACCCCUGAAUAGGACAAGGGGUCUUUUCAGCUUCUGUCCUUCUGGUUAUCAGGAGGCACAUUCUCAAGCCUUAAAAGCGGCAUGGGGCAUGGGCCUCCCUAGAGAUUGGAGGUCAGAUGGCAGUUAGUUCACUGAGCCGCUCCCUCCCCUGGGGCUCCAGGAGGGGGCCAAACCAGUGUUCUGACGCCCCCUGUUGGACCCACUCUGAAUUCACAGGAAUGGGAGGGGCCAGCUCCGUCCCUCACUCCUGGCUUCUCCCCAAGCCUGUCCACAUUGUUUUCCGUUGCUUCACUGGUCUGGUGCUGACCGGCCCCAGUCUGGAAGCCAGGAUUCCCAGCUCCGUUCGGAGGACAUGGUGACUUAUGGACUACCCAGUUAAUGGCGCGAUGUUUCUGUCCUGAGCUCCUCUCCGUCUGUGGCUGGGGCUGUUGGAGUCUGCUCCACAUGGGCCCUGGUGGGCAGGGUGAGGCCCCAGUGAAAGCUGAGGCCUGCCACCCUCCCUGAGCCCUCCUCAGAGCCACCCCAGAGGCUAAGGAGGCCGUCCUGCUUGUUGGCGGCCCCUGCUGGACAUGGCAUUGAGUCUGGGUGAGCAUGCUCAUCUCCUGGAACCUGGACAGUCUGUCUGCUUCGACUGGAAGUCCUUCUUUCUCUUUCCAUCCCUGGAGUGCUGGCUAGCUCCCUUUGCACUCAGAAGUGACCACAAGUCUCCCCCUCCCCGUCCACCCCUCCCCGCCUGAACAGAGAGCUUCGACCUUCAAACUCGUCCGCAUGACCGUUUACAACUACAGAAACACGUGGAGACUUGUGCCCCCUCCCCUGCCCCCAUGGGCCAGGGAGGCCCCAUCGUGGGGCCACCCAGCCCAGGUGACUGUACUGUAGCUGCAAGGCCUGUCCGAGGUGUGGUCUCACGGCCCUGCGAGAGGUGCUCAUCAACAUUGCCCGCUCUUCGCCAUUCCUGAUGGGUCACUACCUCACAGCGGGGCCGGCUCUGCUGUCCCGGCCAGUGUCAUUGACUCUAAACUUGAAGUCCUUUGGGAGCCCUGAGCCAGUCGUCUCUGAGCCGCCCGGACCUGUGCUCUACGAGCGUUGGAGUCACCCACUCUUUCCAGAGGUCCAUAGUCAGGGGGCAAGUCCCCGGUCACUGCACAAGCAUCCAGAGUUGGAAGCACAAACUGGUUGUGAUUUGAGCACAAUGGCAGGGUUCUCACGGGCAGUGUGCACAGUCCUGGGCCUGGGAGGCUCCUCCCAGGUUGACCUUGUCCCCUGUUAUACUAAGGAUGCCCGUGUCUAGAAUUGGUGGCUGCCCUUGCUGAGGCUAGGUCUUGGCUUGUAAUCGUCAUUUUACUUCUUGUGCCCAUCCUAAGGCCAGAGCCCAGGCCACAUCUGUAUGUUGUGGGCCCAGGGAGUAGAGCCCUCCCUUGUCCCCACACCCCAGGGCUGGCUCCCAGCCCUACCAAGCCUAAAGAACUUGGCCCCAGACUCCCUGCCUCCUGGGUUGAGCCCCUGUCCUUGCUUUUGAAGUGGAUUGGCUUCCACCCAGGAGGAUGGUGUCCUCCAUCCCCGCUGCCUGCGGGCCCUCUCAGCACAGUCCUGUGUCAGGACCUCAUUCUCAGUAUUAGCCAGUUAGUAUUUGAUUUUACUCUAGUGACUUGGCCCCUCUGAAGCAGCCAGAAUCCUCCAGGGUCGCACCUGGAGCUCCAUGGGAGAUUGCCAAGGAGGGAGGUGGACAAAAAGGCAGAGGCUAGCCCAGACAAGCCUGGUGGUCAGGGGUACCACCAGCCGCUUGGGAAGGGACAGCUGUGGCUCUGGGAGUGGCCUCCAGCCCACCCACCCUUGCCCCAGCUGCAGCCUUGGAAACUCCGCCUUGAGUGGUCCAGCCCUGUUGCCCACCUGGGGCCCUGUGGCUUUGGCAGAGGGCAGUUGAAAGCACAAACCCACCGUAAGGAAGACCCUGAGUGGCUGGAAUUUUCUUGUGCUCCCCAGUGUGGUGGGCACAGAGGCAGGCGGCCCUGUGAAGUCAAGGGAGAUGUCUCUUUGCCCUGCCCCCACACCCCCAGUCCCGGCUCCUGGUGGGGCAGUUCCUGAUGGAGUCUGGGCUGGGUGCAGGCACACCCCUCUGGCUGUCUGGACCCUGCCUGUGCCUGGUAUGUUUGUAUGGGCAGGGCCUGCCCUGCAGGAAUGGUGAAUUCCUUCCCACUGUGUGGCCCAAACCUGUGGCUUCUAUCCCUUUGCCAUCUCAAACAAGAAACUGCUUGCUGCCUUCUUUGCUGGGUAUAGCCUCCUCCUCCUCAUCAAUGGCCAGUGUCCCCCACAGGCCUUCCUGAGCCUGGGCCUCCUCUCCCAGCUCUCAAACUGUCAUGGCCCUCUUAUGUAUAAGAACAAAAUCUGCAGGGAAAGUUCUGUUUCUUCUCUGGCACCUUUGUUCUGUCCCUUAUGUCUACCUCCCUCUGUCUCCAACACCCAAAUGAUCCCUCAGCCCCCACCACACCUUAGUUCAGUCCUUUAAACCUGUGUCCCUAGGGCCUUGCCAGGAAGAGGGAAGUAAAAACUGUUUGAUGAAGAGCAGAGAGUCAGAGAAGACCCCUGAAGUGAAUCAGGGUCCUGCCCUGACACCAGCUUUUUCCUAGCCAUCACUCCGACCCAGGCUGCAGGGUCUUGUUUGGCUCUGCGAUGUGACGAGCACAAGGUGUAUAUAUAUAUAUGUUUUGUACCUCUGCUGAGACUGUACAUAAUGUAUGAAAGUUAUUUAAGCCUCAUGCUGUACAUUUCUGUUCCUAGAUCAUGUGUGUGUUCUAAGAAGUUGUCAUAAAUAAAACCCCAACGACCCGUGUC